AAUCCAGGUUGGAUACACCACGCUGUCACCCUGCACGCCGAUUGCAGCACAUGUUUGACUGUUGGAUUCCAGUAUGGCAAGCGUCUCGUUGGGGUAGAGUCCGAUUCGAAGACGGCGACGGCGAUCUUUGAGGAUGGCACCCGCGCGACAGGAAGACUGUUGAUCGGGACCGAGGGAGCCCAUUCGCGGGUCCGUGAAUAUCUCCUGGGUGAGAAGGGAGCAUUGCACCCGUCGCCUAUAGUCGCCACCGCGACCGUCAUGCGUCUACCGGAAGAUGUCGUUCGGAGUGUGAGAGAACUUCAUCCGCGAUACUGCAUUGCUUUUCAUCCGGAUGGCUACUUCAUGUGGCUCGGGAGUAAGUCCACUGUGUUCUUCUCAGGAUUGAUGUAA
This is a messenger RNA of Rasamsonia emersonii CBS 393.64, 390 nucleotides long. RefSeq lists its product as uncharacterized. NCBI's taxonomy places the organism in Eukaryota, Fungi, Ascomycota, Eurotiomycetes, Eurotiales, Trichocomaceae. The record is from RefSeq and is a predicted model, not a curated record. The transcript has a single exon. The annotation marks the transcript as partial.